This is a messenger RNA of Suillus bovinus, 567 nucleotides long. RefSeq lists its product as uncharacterized. Lineage: Eukaryota; Fungi; Basidiomycota; Agaricomycetes; Boletales; Suillaceae. The record is from RefSeq and is a predicted model, not a curated record. The coding region runs from base 1 to 567 and encodes 188 amino acids. The transcript is spliced from 5 exons.
AUGGUACCAGAAUUGACCAUCGAUUCCCGGCAUCGGUUUGCUGGCACUGUGGAGGCUGCAAACAACAAUCUUCCCCCUUUGGCUCAGAUCAGGCACUUCAAAGCUGGGCUGCAAUGGGAGAUCACUACUUUUGUCACGCCCAUCCUCCAGUACUCAGCUGCCAGGAACAUCAUUCCUGUCAUUCCCAGCCCUAUUGCUCAUAUUCUUCAUUUGAUUCCAGGUCACACCUGGAACUACGAGAUCCAUCCCAGAUCAUAUCCGGCUAUGAUACCCCAUGGUGGAUGGGAGAAACUGCAAUCCCGAACAAACCAUGGCAAUGCUGAUCGGGUGAUGACUUGCUGUAUCUUUCACUACCAGCAUUGGCUAGAUGGCAUUGAGAAUGAUGGUCUGACAAUUCUGGAGCAGGUGGAUCAUACCUCAGUUCCAUCACUGAUGGGACUGAGGUGGAUUAAAGAACACCUCCUGACAUUACUUGAGGAGCAACGUGAGGGCAUCCGUGACAAGAUGGCAGAGAUACAGAUCUACACUGCCAUUCUAGACAGAUUGAAGAGAGGCAGAGGAGAGUAG